Xenopus laevis (African clawed frog) is the source of this 3565-nucleotide messenger RNA. RefSeq names its product solute carrier family 17 (vesicular glutamate transporter), member 7 S homeolog (gene slc17a7.S). Gene Ontology annotation, cellular component: synaptic vesicle membrane; synapse; plasma membrane. NCBI's taxonomy places the organism in Eukaryota, Metazoa, Chordata, Amphibia, Anura, Pipidae. Gene Ontology annotation, molecular function: neurotransmitter transmembrane transporter activity; L-glutamate transmembrane transporter activity; transmembrane transporter activity. Bases 890 to 2620 code for a protein of 576 amino acids. The transcript is spliced from 12 exons. Gene Ontology annotation, biological process: chloride transmembrane transport; synaptic transmission, glutamatergic; proton transmembrane transport. The record is from RefSeq and is a predicted model, not a curated record.
AAUCAGCUGGGACAAGCAGGAAACGUCUUCUAAUCCUCCUCCAAAUAUAGCAGCUGGAGUGGAACAGUCUGCGGUGCUGAAGAUUGGAAGGGAGAGGUAGGGGGUGGAGGCUAGGGCUGUUCGUCAACCAGGAGCCUUAAUUGUGUGAAAAGCCUUCCAUGGGAAAGAUUUGGGGAUCAAUGACAUAACAAGCCGGGAACUGUCGGGCUGACACCUGCGAAAUGUACUGCUACCUGCAUCGAAUGGGGAACUAGAGCUUUGGCCGUGGUGCUGACACUCUAAACGGAAUGCGGGGAACUAUCCAUGGUGCUGAUACUCUAUGGAACACAGGAGAACUCUCCUUGGUGCUGAUAAUAUAGGCAGAACGCAGGGGAACUCUCCGUGGUGCUGAUAAUAUAGGCAAAACGCCGGGUUACUGUCCAAGGUGCUGAAGGUACAGUCCUAUUCCUAGUGGGGAUAUCUUAGCCUGGAUAGCGAGUGCGCUUCACUGGAACUGACUGAAGGCAUCUCUCUCUCUCUCUCUCUCUCUCUCUCUCUCUCUCUCUCUCUCUUCCUUUCAUGGCCAUCCCACUCAAGAAGGAGGGACAUUUAUUGGAUAGUCUCCUGCACUGCAAAAUCUGAUCCCCCCCCACCUUUAUAUCAUUCUGAUGGCUCUUCCCAUUACUACCUAAGCUGCUAUCUCGUAAUGCCUGCGUUUGGCCAGGCCACAGCACCGGCUUCUUCAGUUCCCACUGACCCUGUGUAUUAGAAUAAAGCCCCAAUUAACACCUGCCCUGGACGCACAGACAUUUCUAUACAUCGGCCCUAAAAGUCGUUAUGAGAACUUUUUGGUAAAAUAAUCCCUCUGAUAGCUGGAAAGAACAAGAAGAAGAAGAAAAGGAGGAUCACAAUGGAGUUUAGGAAAGAGGAAUUCAAGAAACUAGCUGGGAAUACACUAGGACAUCUGCACAGGAUAUUGGAGAAGAAGCAGAAAAAUGGAGAAACCAUUGAGCUGACAGAAGAAGGGCAGCCAGUUGUCAAAGAAGAAAAACACCAGCCAGUAGUAGACUGUACCUGCUUUGGGCUUCCUCGUCGGUACAUCAUUGCCAUCAUGAGUGGCUUGGGCUUCUGCAUCUCCUUUGGGAUCCGAUGCAACUUGGGUGUAGCCAUUGUCAGCAUGGUCAACAAUAACACAGUCUAUAAGGGGAAUAAGCUUGUUAUUGAGCAAGCUCAGUUCAACUGGGAUCCUGAGACAGUCGGCAUGAUACAUGGUUCCUUCUUUUGGGGUUAUAUAGUCACGCAGAUUCCCGGAGGCUACAUAUGUCAAAAAUUUGCAGCCAACAGGGUGUUUGGGUUUGCCAUAGUAGCCACGUCAACGUUAAACAUGCUCAUCCCGUCUGCUGCCAGAGUGCACUUCGCUUGUGUGAUCUGCGUCAGGAUAUUACAGGGUCUCGUGGAGGGAGUAACGUACCCCGCAUGCCAUGGGAUCUGGAGUAAAUGGGCACCACCUCUGGAGCGUAGCAGGCUGGCAACGACUGCAUUCUGUGGUUCCUAUGCAGGAGCUGUGGUGGCCAUGCCUUUGGCUGGAGUUUUAGUUCAAUAUUCUGGGUGGAGUUCCGUUUUUUAUGUCUACGGAAGUUUUGGCAUAACAUGGUACAUGUUUUGGAUACUUGUGUCCUAUGAAAGUCCAGCGCAACAUCCCACAAUAUCCGAGGAAGAGAGGAAAUACAUUGAGGAAAGCAUCGGAGAAUCCACAGGAUUUAUGAACCCAAUGGCGAAAUUCAAGGCUCCGUGGCGCAAGUUCUUCACCUCUAUGCCGGUGUAUGCGAUCAUUGUUGCAAACUUUUGCCGUAGCUGGACCUUCUACUUGCUCCUAAUUAGUCAGCCUGCUUAUUUUGAAGAAGUAUUUGGGUUCGCAAUUAGCAAGGUUGGGCUUCUCUCAGCUUUGCCACACUUGGUCAUGACAAUCAUAGUCCCUAUUGGUGGUCAAAUUGCUGAUUUCCUACGGACCAAGCGGAUAAUGUCGACGACCAAUGUGCGCAAAAUGAUGAAUUGUGGAGGGUUUGGCAUGGAAGCUACACUGCUGUUAGUUGUGGGUUAUUCCCAUUCAAGAGGAGUUGCCAUCUCCUUCCUUGUUUUGGCCGUAGGUUUCAGUGGUUUUGCCAUAUCAGGGUUCAAUGUGAAUCACCUGGAUAUUGCCCCCCGCUAUGCCAGCAUCCUCAUGGGCAUUUCCAAUGGAGUUGGAACGUUAUCAGGAAUGGUGUGCCCACUGAUUGUAGGAGCCAUGACAAAGCACAAGACCCGUGAGGAAUGGCAAUACGUCUUCCUGAUUGCUUCUCUUGUCCAUUAUGGUGGUGUCGUUUUCUAUGGGAUCUUUGCCUCGGGAGAGAAGCAGCCAUGGGCAGAACCAGAAGAAACCAGCGAUGAAAAGUGUGGCUUCAUCCAUGAAGAUGAGCUGGCAGAUGAAAGUGAAGAGCAAACCCAAGCGCAUGGAGGGUAUGGCAGCUAUGGUGCCACCCAAACCACAAGCCAGCAGAAUGGUGGAUGGGCAACUGAUUGGGAGAAGAAAGAUGAAUUCAUCCAAGACCAAGGAAAGGACCCCUAUUUAUAUGGAACAGUUGCUGAAAGAGACUUAUCUUGAAUAGAAUUACAAGCAAAGAAUAUAAUUAAACCAAUAUCAAUGUCUCACCUCUAACUGCAAGACUGGCGAGUACGGAAGGAGAGAUGACUGGUAUUUCAGUGUCUCCCCACUUUCGGCCACAUCAUCACAAGGCAGCCCUUCUUAUUGUUUAAAUGCCUUCCCAUUUAUUAUAAAUAAGGGGGGGGGAGAUAAAAGCAGUGCCUACUCUUCCUUGGACUGCCCCUACAUUUCCAUUGGCCAAUUCUGUAUCAGUGAUUUGCUUGUUAUGUGUGUAGAUGCUGCAAAGGCAUGUGUGUUAUAAGAAUCUAUCACUUGUAUAAGUGUGCAAGCAAUAACAAAUGAGACGGUGUGUUUAUCAUUGACAGUGAAUUGCGUUAGACGUACACAUUACUGUGUGACUCCCAGAUGCUAAAACCAGGGAUAGAAUGUAGAACAUGUCCAUGAUGGGGCAUGACCAGUUCUACAUCACUUGGUUUUCAUCAAUAUUCAUUUUUUAAUAGAGGUGUAUGAAAAAUAUAUAUUUCCAGAUAUCUAUAUAGAACGUUCAUUCUUGGAAAUGGGGAUGAAGGGUCACUUGCCAGCCAAAUUUGUUUUGAAUUGAUGUGGCCCAGUGCAUCCAGUGUUUUAAGGAAUUAGCACCAAACGGGAAUGCCAAGUAUGAGUUGUUGAGCAGUGCAACUCCCAGCAGCCUUCAGCUGUUGUGAAAUUCAACACCCAGCAGCUUCAGACAGCCAUUGACUGGGAGGAGGUGCACCAUGUGCCACAUGUCUGACUUUUCUGUCCUGGAGUAAAAAAACAUGGGCGCGUUAAUAAUCCAUGGUAUUUGUCUCCAUUUUGCUAGUGUUGGUUUAAACUCGUUUUAACGUACAGUUGUGCAAAUUAUGUGGUCAUGGCAUGUCCUUUUGAAAUGAUGAUAAGAAUAUGUAAAGUCUUUUAUCGACUGUC